Messenger RNA from Hemicordylus capensis (graceful crag lizard), 11446 nucleotides. It is a transcript of the gene KALRN, whose product is annotated as kalirin RhoGEF kinase. NCBI's taxonomy places the organism in Eukaryota, Metazoa, Chordata, Lepidosauria, Squamata, Cordylidae. The record is from RefSeq and is a predicted model, not a curated record. Gene Ontology annotation, biological process: intracellular signal transduction; protein phosphorylation; axon guidance. Gene Ontology annotation, molecular function: protein kinase activity; guanyl-nucleotide exchange factor activity; ATP binding. The transcript is spliced from 27 exons. Gene Ontology annotation, cellular component: postsynaptic density; cytoplasm. The coding region runs from base 319 to 4191 and encodes 1290 amino acids.
CCCUUGGUCUUCCCCCAGUGGAAGGGAGACUUCCUUGUGCAAUGUUUUGGCUAAGGAGAAAAGCAUCGCGAGUCGUAGUAGGUGUGUUUCUUCUGCCUCGGUGCUUUGCCCGUGUUGCAUAACGAUCGGAGCCGGUCUUGCAGCCACUGAAGUUGAGCAUCGAGCGCCGCCCCUUUCCUCGAGAAGCUCCACCUCCCCCUCCCCGCUGGAGUUUUCUUUCUCACUCUCUUGGGAGAUCGCUGUGGUGUCCGGGCUCCGAUCCGCCGGUGGGUUGUAUUGAGCCUGGGAGCUGUUUGCCAUGAGUACCCCGCCGGCAGAAUGAAGGGGGGAAGGCACGGCUAUGCUCGCACGCCUUGUUUGGGCUGGUUCAUUACAAAGUGCUGCUGCUGCUUCCCGACGUGCAAAGACUCCUAUUCCGCCUCCUCCAAUGAAAAUGGAGGGAAAUCUGAAUCGGUUGCCAACUUGCAGCCUCAGCCAUCCCUCAAUUCCAUCCAGAGCUCGCCUGGUCCAAAGCGCUCAACCAACACACUGAAGAAAUGGUUAACGAGCCCUGUCCGCCGACUGAACAGUGGGAAGGCAGACAGUAACAUCAAAAAGCAGAAAAAAGUGCGCGAAGGAAGGAAAAGCUUUGAUUUGGGUUCCCCCAAGCCUGGUGAUGAGACCACACCUCAGGGAGAUAGCGCUGAUGAGAAGAGUAAGAAAGGUUGGGGUGAAGAUGAACCUGAUGAAGAAUCUCAUACACCACUCCCCCCACCAAUGAAGAUUUUUGAUAAUGACCCAACGCAAGAUGAGAUGUCCUCCUCUUUGCUAGCUGCUCGACAGAGCACCUCUGAUGUCCCAACUGCUGCGGAUCUUGUCAGUGCAAUAGAAAAACUGGUCAAAACCAAGCUGACAUUAGAAGGAGGCUCGUACCGAGGAAGCUUAAAAGAUGCCACUGGAUGCUUGAAUGAAAGUGUAGUACCUUCAACUCCUCCUUUGAGAAAUCUUGAAGAGGAACAAAAAGCCAAAGCUAUGAGAGGCAGGAUGUUUGUUCUAAAUGAAUUGGUACAGACUGAGAAAGAUUAUGUCAAAGACUUGGGAACUGUGGUGGAGGGAUUCAUGAAAAGAACAGAAGAAAAAGGUGUUCCUGAAGACAUGAAAGGGAAAGACAAGAUUGUAUUUGGAAAUAUUCACCAGAUCUAUGAUUGGCACAAAGAUUUUUUUCUGGCUGAACUGGAAAAGUGCCUUCAGGAGCAUGACCGUUUAGCACAACUCUUCAUCAAACAUGAGAGACGAUUACACAUGUACGUGGUGUACUGUCAAAACAAACCAAAAUCUGAAUAUAUAGUAGCGGAAUAUGGUGCAUAUUUUGAGGAGGUGCAACAAGAAAUAAACCAGCGGCUAACUCUCAGUGACUUCUUAAUCAAACCCAUUCAAAGAAUAACCAAGUACCAGCUAUUACUCAAGGACUUCCUAAAAUACAGUGAAAAAGCUGGUCUGGAAUGUUCAGAGACAGAGAAAGCUGUGGAGUUAAUGUGCCUUGUUCCUAAACGCUGCAAUGACAUGAUGAACCUGGGCCGUCUUCAGGGCUUUGAGGGCAAGCUGGCAGCCCAAGGGAAGUUGCUGCAGCAGGAUACGUUCUAUGUAACGGAGCAGGAUUCUGGAGGGCUCUCUCGGCCGAAGGAACGCAGAGUUUUUCUCUUUGAGCAAAUAGUCAUCUUUAGUGAGCUCCUUAGGAAAGGCUCUCUAACGCCUGGGUACUUGUUUAAACGGAGCAUAAAGAUGACAUACCUAAUUCUCGAAGAUAAUGUGGACAAUGAUCCCUGCAAAUUUGCUCUUAUGAGUCGGGAAACGUCCGAGAGGCUCAUCUUGCAAGCUGCCAAUCCUGAAAUCCAGCAAGCUUGGGUGCAGGACAUCAACCAAGUCUUGGACACACAGAGGGACUUCUUAAAUGCACUACAGUCUCCUAUCGAGUACCAGCGCAAAGAGAGCAGUAGUUCAGCUGUAAUGAGACCCCAGACCAGCAGGGUACCUCAGCCCAUCACCAGACCAUAUUCCUCAGGUCCAGUAGGGUCCGAUAAACCUUUGAAGGCUACAAUGCGUAACCCAUCUCUGCCACCUCUGAAGAUAUCUACCUCCAAUGGCAGCACAGGACAUGAGCAGCACCAGCCUGGGGACAAAUAUGAACAAAGCAAGAAUGACUUGGGUGGGUGCAAUGGAACCUCUUCCAUGGUGGUCGUCAAAGAUUACUAUGCAUUGAAGGAGAAUGAAAUCUCUGUCAACCAGGGUGAGGUGGUCCAAGUACUUGCCAUUAACCAGCAGAACAUGUUCCUUGUGUACCAGCCUGCCAAUGACCAUUCACCAGCAGCAGAAGGAUGGAUCCCAGGGAAUAUCUUGGCUCCCCUCACUAAAUCAACUACAGAUAGUAGCGACGGAAGUAUAAAGAAGUCAUGUUCAUGGCAUACCCUGCGCAUGAGAAAGCGGGCGGAAAAGGAAAGCAGUGGCAAAACUGAAGCCAAUGGCCUACGUAAACCCAAGGAUAUUCUGGGCAACAAAGUCUCUGUUAAAGAGACAAACAGUUCUGAGGAGUCAGAAUGUGAUGACCUUGACCCCAACACUAGCAUGGAGAUCAUCAACCCAAACUUCAUCCAGGAAGUGGCUCCAGAGUUCCUCGUGCCCUUAGUGGACAUCACAUGCUUACUUGGAGACACAGUCAUGCUGCAGUGCAAAGUCUGUGGACGACCAAAACCAACCAUCACCUGGAAAGGGCCAGAUCAAAACAUCCUUGAAAACGACAGCAGCACAGCUGCAUAUACAAUUUCCUCCUGUGACUCGGGUGAAAUUACUCUGAAGAUCUGUAAUCUGAUGCCCCAAGACAGUGGUAUUUACACAUGUGUGGCAACGAACGAACUAGGAACAACAUCCACUUCAGCUACAAUCAAAGUGCAAGGUGUCCCAGCAGCUCCAAAUCGCCCUAUUGCUCAGGAAAGGAGCUGCACCUCAGUGAUUCUCCGCUGGUUGCCUCCAUCCAGCACAGGGAACUGCACGAUUUCAGGUUACACAGUGGAAUACAGAGAAGAAGGGUCACAGGUCUGGCAGCAGUCUGUUGCCUCAACUUUGGACACCUACCUCGUUAUGGAAGAUCUCACACCGGGCAGUGAAUAUCAGUUCCGAGUCAGCGCCAGCAAUCCUUGGGGCAUUAGCUUACCCAGCGAGGCCUCCGAGUUUGUGAAGCUUCCAGAAUACGACUCUGCCGCAGAUGGAGCCACUGUGACCUGGAAAGAGAACUUUGAUUUAGCCUACAUAGAACUGAAUGAGAUUGGAAGAGGCCGAUUUGCUGUUGUAAAGAAAUGUAUCCACAAAGCCACCAGAAAGGAUGUGGCAGUGAAGUUCAUCAAUAAAAAAAUGAAGAAGAAGGAGCAGGCAGCACAUGAGGCAGCCAUGUUGCAACAUUUGCAACAUCCUCAGUACAUCACUAUUCACGACACCUAUGAGUCGCCUUCCUCCUAUAUCUUGGUUUUAGAACUGAUGGAUGAUGGACGUCUCUUGGAUUACCUUAUGAAUCAUGAUGAACUGAUGGAGGAGAAAGUGGCUUUUUACAUAAGAGACACUAUGGAAGCCUUACAAUAUCUUCACAACUGUCGGGUGGCUCAUUUGGAUAUAAAGCCUGAAAAUCUGCUCAUUGACUUACGGAUCCCAGUGCCUCGUGUUAAGUUGAUAGACCUAGAAGAUGCUGUUCAAAUCACUGGUAAUUACCACGUCCACCAUCUCCUUGGAAAUCCUGAAUUUGCUGCUCCAGAAGUUAUCCAAGGCGUUCCUGUUUCCUUGGGCACAGAUAUCUGGAGCCUAGGAGUGCUCACCUAUGUCAUGCUGAGUGGUGUGUCUCCCUUCUUGGAUGAAAGCAGAGAGGAGACUUGCAUCAAUGUGUGCCGAGUGGAUUUCAGCUUCCCCAGCGAAUACUUCUGCGAGGUCAGUCAUGCUGCCAGAGACUUCAUCACGGUCAUUCUUCAGGAGGACUUCCGGAGGAGGCCAACGGCAGCCACUUGCUUGCAGCACCCUUGGCUGCAGUUUCACAAUGGCAGCUAUUCCAAAAUCCCACUAGAUACCUCACGCCUGGCCAGCUUCAUUGAACGCCGCAAACACCAGUUUGAUGUGCGCCCACUUCCCAAUGUUAAGAGUUUCAUAAUGAGCAGGAUGAACCUAGGAACAUAAUGCAACACAAGUACUUUGACUUGACGUUGAAGUGUAAUAGGUAUGAAAAAAGAGAAGGUAGAAUCUGCCUUCAUAUGUCUGUAUAAAGUGUUCUAUUUGAUGUGAUGUCCAAGAAAGUAUCUGCACUGUUCCAGCAGCUGCAUUAUCUAACUAGUUAGAAAUAGAAUUAGAUGCUUUCAGGUGUUCCAUAUACAACUUCCUGGGUGACUUAUUCUUGUUACAUUGUAGUCAUGUUAAAAAAAAGAGAGAGAGAUGAAUAUUAAAAACCGCAUCAGUUGAGAAGGGGAACGAAAACACUGUUGCCUUGCUUUUGAAAGGCAGCCUCCUAAAAGAGCUGGGCAGUCUUUAACGAGAGAUAAAAUUUAAGUAAUUUUAAAUUUGAUUUGAAAGCAAAGUAAUAAGGGUAGGCUCGGCUGACCCUCAGCAGUCAACAUUUCCUGAAAAACAAACUGGACUGGGUUCAGAUUCUGCAGAAACUCUUUUACAAGUGCCAACGGAGGACCAGAAGUAUCUCACAAGGAGGACUCCACGUAUCUUCAAUAAGAACUAACCUUGCUGCAGGGUGGUUGUUUUAUGGCUCUUGUGCCAUUAUAAUAUCAGCUUUGCCUUGAGUAUGCUGUAUUGAGAAAGAUCUCAGUGUACCUUUGCCAGUAAGUCCUCUCUGGAUUCUAUGGCACUCUUGUUGUCAAAGCCAACAUAUCAUCAAGUGGCAACAUGCUGCUGCUGAGAUGCUAAAUUCACUGGAACAAAAAGAAAAUGUUUUGAUGAAGCACAAUGAGACUUUUUUUUACUAGAAUUUUUAUAGCUCUUGUACAGAAAUCUUUUGAAAUACCCGUUCAUGGGGAAAAGGCGAUGUUAAAAUAAUUGCUGUUAUCUGUAAACUAGAUGUCAAAGACUUUUUUCUAUUGCAGGGCGUUGGUUGAACUCUCAUAUAUUGUGUAAGAUGAAAAAGGACCUUGUUCCUCCUUCAGCUUGAAAAGUUGCUCAGUUGUGAUUUCAAUCCAAAGUUAGCCAAAGUGUGGUAAACAUAGUGGGUCCAUCCUAAUGCUUAUGGCUUCAAAAUGGCUCUUAGUGAGUAAGAUUGGUAGUUUACUACAUUUGUAUAUAUGCAUCUCUCGGGUAUCCCUCAAACUGUUGUUAUCUUCUUUUUCCAGUUACAAAAGUCUGGUGUGAAAUAACUCAAAAAGAUAAUUAAUAUAAAAACCAUUACUACAUUCAGUUCUCAUUAAUGAAAUACUCAGCUAGUGAAUCAACUACUUUCUAGUGAAUCAACUACUAGUAACUACUUUCAAACUAAACAGUUCUGGGAUAACAGUUCCAGGUUAUAGUCUCCUUAUAUUGCUAUUGAAGGGACUAGUCCAACUCCUUACACCAAGGCAACCUUAUUACAAAGUCAGCAUGGCUGAAUCUUUAUUUAUUUAUUUAUUUAUUUAUUUAUUUAACGUAUUUUUAUACCUCCCAAAACUUUAGUCUCUGGGCGGUUUACAUGAAUCAUUAGCCUUUGAUUCAUGUCUGAUUUGCUCCUUUUUCUCUUUCCCAGCAGGAUGCCAAUGGUUCUGGCACCCUCUUCAGCCACGUUUGCCCUGAGACAUCUGUCAUGGGCAGCCUGCUGAGCGAUAAACAGAUGCUAUCUGUACAGGAUAACUUUUCUGCACAACCAAUUGCUGUUGGGUGAAAUACAGUUCUGCCACCUUGACACUGUUCAGCCAGAGAGGGUCUUUAUUGUUGCGUGUUCAUAGAUGCAAAGCACUUUUACAUGAGACUGCAUUAAAAGGCAGAUUUAAACAAAGUCAGAAAUUCAGCCCAAGAGAAACAAUAACAAACAAAGAGUAGGAAUGUGUACAGGUGACCAUUUACGAAGUGGGAACUUAUCACAAGCCAUGGGCAUAUAACCACUUGAUUAGCUGGUCAUUUCAUUUGUACUGUGCUGCCAAAUUAUGGGGUAAAUCUUGCCACAUGUCUUCAUCUGAUGAGAAAUCUGGGGAAGCAAAGGAAUGGGAAGGUAGAGUUGUUCUCAUCCCAUAAUGUAUUUAUUAAGAUUAGUAAAGACCAAUCUAUCUCUCACUUUUCAAAUACAAUAAGAUAUUAUUUAUAACAAAAUGCGCUUAGCAAGACUGUACAGAUGACCAGGCUACCGAGUGGUUGCGGGCACAUUGUGAUCUGUUACAGUUUGGGAAAUGCUUGCCUGUAUUUCUUUUGUAUCAGUGGUGGGGAAAGAGGAGGCCAGGGGCUUUUCUGUCAGAGCUAAAAGGCAAAGUACUGUUGGGGACCUGAAUGUUAGGGAAGACCUGGUUUCUCUCUCCACUGUGUCAAUUUUCUAGACAAUGCAGGAAUGCAUUCUCCAAACAAGACUGUAACCUGGCAUUCCCCAGUGCAAUUCUCAGGUAUUUUUUCUUAACCAGGUUAGACUAUUCUAAUCCUCCCGCCUAGCUCUUUUCUAUAGGAGUUAGUUAUUCAUGAUGUCUCAGCAUCUACAACUCACCUUAAGAUAUUUGUGGGCCAAUGAUCAAUAAAAACCGCUUUUGAAAGGCUCACACUCUUUUUAAGUAACGACACUCACUUCCGUUUAUAUGGAGCCUUUCUUUAUACAGGUAUAUUGUAUUUAUUUCUAUGUAUUGAUGUUUCUUUCUUGUUGUUCUCUAUAGAACUGGCGUCACCAUUGCCAGAUCAAGAGCUGUAAAUACUACUCUAGGAAGGCAAGAAGUGUCAACAAAUUGAAUGAGAUUUGUUUUGCCUCACCAGGCAUCAGAUAAUCAGAACAGAAAAGGAUAAAGUAUAGGAAAGGGUAUUGAUUUGGGUUUUUGGCGAGUAAAUGUGGUUGAACAAAGCUGAGUGCCUUUCCCUUUCCUUCUUGAUGAAAAGUGCUUUCCCCCCUGUAUAUAUUUUUCUCAAGAAGUUUACUGUACCACAGUUUUUAUAACCCAUGUGAUCAUCAUAUAACCCAUUGAUGUCAUAGUAUGGAAUGUGGGGUAGGAUCAGCUGUGGUUGAUUUGAAUUGUCACUGUUUCCUUUGACUAUUGACAAUCAUCCAGAAGUGGUAUGUGCAAAGAACAGUCAAGAUCUGCUUAAAAUUAACAUGUUUUAUUGCUUCCAGUGGAACCUAGGCUACAAUCCUAAGCAUGUUUACCUAGGGGAAAGCCCCAUAAAACACAGGGGGCAAGAUCCAGACUAAUGCUGAAUCCCAUUGAAAUCAAUGGGACUUAGUUAUAAGUCUUGUUUCACUUAUUUCAAUAGUGCUUAGUCAUGACUAACUUAGUCUGGGUGUUGUCCAGUAAUGCUUGCUUAAAGAAAAGGGAAAACCAUACAGGCUGCACAGCAUUUGCUGGACUGGGAUAAUAGGUAGUAAUUUCCAGUUUUAUCCUUCCACGUGUACAUGGAAGGGUGAACCAACCUGUUAAAAUGUGCACCUGCUUCUGGCCCUUUACUUGUGAUUCCAAGGAAACCCAAAGUAUACUCCACACAUUCUCCAAGAAAAGAAUUCUUACAUGGGACAGAAUAAACUUCUUGGUAAAUUUGUAUACCACCAUGAAAUAAUAACUAGUUGAAUCAAAUGCAUGAAUCUCUGUUGCAAUAACAGUGCCACCAAAUCCCAGCUCCCUCAGACGACCCAAGAAGGAUACCAUGUUUGAAAGCUGCCAAGAGAUCAGAAAGGAUCAGACCAAUGAAGUCUCAACCCUAUUGCCCUCUAAAAAGCCAGUUUGAAAUGGGUCUAAGUAAUAUGUUUCCUCCAAGACUGCACAUAUUUGAUCUUUAACAUUUCCACUUCUCAGACACACAUACAUACACUGGUUGCAACAGUUAGUCUAAAUUGCUCACAACUGGAAAAAUGCAACAAUUUAAAAUCUGUUCCAAUGAAAUGACUUAUUUCCUAAUUACUUUUGUAACCCAACUUUGCACAUCAGCGGCAACACCAUAGUAUACACAGGGUUUCAUAAUAUAAGAACAGCUCUGCUGGAUCAGGCCCAAGGCCUAUCUAGUCCAGCAGCAUCCUGACUCAUACAGUGGCCCAUCAGAUGCCUCUGAGAAGCUCGCAGGCAAGAGGUGAGGGCAUGUCCUCUCUCUUGUUGUUGCUCUAAACUGGUAUUUAGAGGCAUUGUCCCACUGAGGCUGGAGGUGGCCUGUAGCCACCAGGCCAAUAGCCAUUGAUAGACCUGUUCUCCAUGAAUUUGUCUAAGCCCCUUUUAAAGACAUCCAAGCUAGUGGCCAUCACCACAUUCCAUGGCAGAGAAUUCCAUACGUUAAUUAUGUGCUGUGUGAAAAAGUACUUCCUUUUGUUGGUCCUACAUUAACUGGCCUUCAGUUUCAUGGGAAUGACCCCUGGUUCUAAUGUUGUGAGAGAGGGAGAAAAACUUCUCUCUGUCCACUCUUCCUCCUCCAUGCAUAAUUUUCUACACCUCUGUCAUGUCUCCCUGUGGUUGCCUCUUUUCCAAACUUAAAAGUCCCAGAUGCUAUCGCCUUAAGAACAUAUGUGAAGUUGGAGUUUUUUGCCUCAAUAUGCAUCAAUAUGCAACUUGCUUACAUUGAACCACAUUUGCCAUUUUGUCACCCACUCACCCAGUUUGGAGAGAUCCUUUUGGAGCUCCUUACAAUCUGUUGUGGAUUUCACUACCUCAAAUAGUUUAGUGUCAUCUGCAAACCUGGCCAAUUCGCUGCUUACCUCAAUUUUUAACUUGUUUUAUGAACAAGUUAAAGAGCACUGGUCUGAGUACAGAUCCCUGGGGGACCCCACUUCUUUCUUCCCUCCAUUGUGAAAACUGUCCAUUUAUUCCUAUCCUCUGUUUCCUGUCCUUCAACCAGUUACCAAUCCACACAAGAACUUGUCCCCUUAUCCCAUGACUGUUAAGUUGACUCAAGAGCCUUUGGUAAGGAACUUUGUCAAAAGCUUUUGACAAAACUUUUGUCAAAAGUAUACCAAGUCAACCACAUGCCUGCCAACAUUUUAUCCACAAGCCUGUAGACACUCAAAGAACUCCAAAAGGUUAGUGAGGCAAGACUUAUCCUUGCAGAAGCCAUGCUGGUUCUCCUCCAGGAAAGCUUGUUCUUCUAUAUGUUUAAGUAUGCUUUCCAUCAAUUUACCCAACACAGAAGGUAAACUAAGCAGCCUAUAUUUUUCUGGAUUCACAUACCCCACCCCGUCCACCGGAUCCCGUUUUGAUAAUUGGAGUUCUCUUCAUUUGGGCAGGACUUCCAUUUUCUGCAUUUUAAAUUUUAUUGGCUUUUACAAGGACUUCCAUUUUCUGAAGGAAGUUGUCUUCCCUUUUAUAGCUUUCCUGACUCUGCUUGUUAGCCACCCUGGUGUCCUCCUGAACCUGGUUCUACCUUUCCUCCUACUUGGUAUAUGGUCCAACUGAGCUUCUAUUCUUGUGGUUUUGAGUAAGUUCCAUGCUUUCUGGAGUGAUUUGACACACACACCCCGACUUCCUUUUUCAGCUUCCUUUUUACCAGUCCCCUCAUUUUUGAGAGCUUUCCUCUUCUUAAGUCCAACACAGAACACAUCUGUGUUGGACUUCCUUGGUAAUGCUCCACUUGCAUAUAAACUGAAUUGGAUCACACUAGUGUCGCUGUUUCCCAAUGGUUCUACAACUCUGAUAUCUUGCACCAAGUCUUGGGCACCACUCAGGAUUAAGUCCAAGGUCGCCUUUCCUCUGGUUGGUUCCGCAGCCAUCUGUUCUAAGGCACAGUCAUUUAGCAUGUCUAGAAAUUUGGUCUGUCAAUACCCACAUAUAAAUUUGCCCUGUCUAUGUGAGGCAAUGGUAAACCCCUCCUGUAUUCUACCAAAAGAAAACCACAGGGCUCUGUGGGCGCCAGGAAUCAAAAUUGACUUGACGGCACAAUUUACCUUUAUGUGAUGGUAAUUGAAAUCAUCCAUUGUUACAGCUCUGUCUUUUUUCGACACCUCUCUGAUUUACUUCUCCAACUCCAGAUCAUUCUCAGCAUUUUGAUCUGUAAGGCGAUAGCACGUCCCUAAUAAUACAUUUCCUUUCAGUCCUCAUAUUGUCACCUAAAAUGUUUCUGUGGUGGUUUCUUUUCUCAUCUAGAUACUGGCCAGGAUCAGACCUGCUUCUCCAGUACCUGUAUGAGAUGAGAGACCUGGUUGUUUAAUAUUCUAGUUCAAGCCGAGUAGAAAUGAACAAUGUCCUGAACUGGAUCUAGCAAAAGCAAUCCUUGUGCAGCUGAUACAGCUGUACAUCUUGAUGUCCAAAUGGUCCUGACUCUGCAUUGAACUUGAUGGAUGUGUCUGCUGCAGAUAUAUAUUUUAUUUUAUUCAACGUAUUUCUAUACCACUCAAACCUUGCGUCUCUGGGCGGAAGGGAUAUACAUUCUCAUAGGGGGCCAUAGUUGCACAUAUGGUGACUAGCAAUGGUUUUAGGGCUUUAGCUGGCAAUUAGGAAUUGCUAUCUGUGAUUUGGUUCCCAAAGGGACCCCACAGUGCCAUUUCAUGGACAACAUUUUCUAUCCCAUCCAUUUGCAAAAGUAAAUUUCAUUUCACAGAUCUUUGGUUUAUCACCCAAUCAGAUCAUUUAUGAACUAUCAGAAAAUGGAGCUUUUCUAAGGGAAUAAAAUCAAAUCUUCUGCCUUAAAAAACAAAACAAAACUCAAGACUGAUUAUACAACUGCCAUCAAUGGUCAAAUUGCUGUUCUGGACUCAUUAUACUAGUGACUGUUAACUAUGUUAGGAUUUCUGUGAUUUGUGUUCUUAUAUUCUGAAGCUAGCAGAAACAAAUGUCUGUCUUACUUAAGCCAUAUCCUACCUUCAUGGCCGGUUCUUCAAUGCUGGUGCUUUUACUUCUCUGUCAAAAAUGCCACUCCAGCAGGAAGGAUUGGAGACAAUAAGGUCUAACAUGCAGAGGGCACAGCAGGCAAUUGAAAAAAUAUACCUUUCAAAAUAUUUGCAACAAUUGUGAAUGGUGAUGGUGGUGGGGUGAAUGUAUUGUUAAAAGCUUAAUAUUUUUCAAGGUGCAAACAAAUUCCACAGCCUUAAUCAUUUGCAGUCUUUCGCUGGUCUGCCUUAAGUGUUAUCUUUUUAUUUUAUUGCUGAUUUCAUUUUGUAUGCAUAUGUGUUUUCUAAAGAUACAUUUUGUAAAUAUUUUAUUUAUACUUCUGAUUCUUCAUGUGUGAUGUUGUAAAGUGAUUUCCUGCUGUAACAUGUUCUUACUCCUUUGUACUCUCAUGCAGUACAUGUUAUCUACAGAUGAUGCUUCUACAUUUUAGGAUAAAACUGCCUUCCUUAUAAAUACAAUAUACAAAAGAUUGA